Molecule: messenger RNA, 2443 nt
Organism: Alexandromys fortis (reed vole)
Lineage: Eukaryota; Metazoa; Chordata; Mammalia; Rodentia; Cricetidae
Gene: B3galt6
Product: beta-1,3-galactosyltransferase 6
Exons: 1
Coding region: 12-1271 (419 amino acids)
Biological process (GO): glycosaminoglycan biosynthetic process
Cellular component (GO): Golgi membrane
Molecular function (GO): UDP-galactosyltransferase activity
Source: RefSeq, a predicted model, not a curated record
UGAGAGCGGGCAUGGCCUCUGGAGCGAAUCUCGGAGGCGCCAUCUUUAUCAUGGGCGGAAGCAGCCUCCGAGAACCAACCAAUAAAGCUGGCGCGCGAGGUCACGUGCCACGCAUCCUUGACCCAGGCCUCGCCUUCCACGCCGCCCCGGCUGUCAGAUCCAGGCACCCAGUAAGCGGGUUUCUCGGAGCUCCUCCUACCGCUACCAGAGCGAGCCCGCUAUGCGGGUCUCCGAGUAGCGCAGGCGCCUUCCGGCCUCCGCGCUUGCGCACUCGGCGACCUCCCGCCCGCACCAUGAAGGUACUCCGGCGGGCUUGGCGGCACCGGGUGGUGCUGGCCCUGAGCGGCCUGGCGUUUUGCAGCACCACGCUGUUGUAUUUGGCGCGCUGUGCAUCCGAGGGCGAGACGCCCGCAGCCGCCGGAGCCGCUCAGCCCCGCGCUAAGGCCUUCCUGGCGGUGCUAGUGGCUAGUGCGCCCCGCGCGGUGGAGCGUCGCAGCGCGGUGCGCAGCACGUGGCUGGCACAGGGGAGGCGCGGCGGCCCCAAGGACGUGUGGGCGCGCUUUGCUGUGGGCACCAGCGGCCUGGGCUCAGAGGAGCGGCGCACGCUGGAGCUCGAGCAAGCACAGCACGGGGACCUGCUGCUGCUGCCCUCCCUGCGCGACGCCUACGAGAACCUCACAGCCAAGGUCCUGGCCAUGUUGACUUGGCUGGACGAGCACGUAGACUUCGAGUUCGUGCUCAAGGCGGAUGACGACUCCUUUGCGCGCCUGGACGCCCUACUGGCAGAGCUACGCGCACGUGAGCCUGCACGCCGCCGUCGCCUCUACUGGGGCUUCUUUUCUGGGCGCGGGCGAGUCAAGCCCGGAGGUCGCUGGCGAGAAGCUGCCUGGCAACUCUGCGACUACUACCUGCCCUAUGCUCUGGGCGGUGGGUACAUCCUCUCUUCGGACCUGGUGCAUUACCUGCGCCUCAGCCGGGAAUACCUGCGUGCAUGGCACAGUGAAGAUGUAUCGCUGGGUGCCUGGCUGGCACCCGUGGAUGUGCAGCGGGAACACGACCCGCGCUUCGACACAGAAUACAAAUCACGGGGCUGCAGCAAUCAGUACCUGGUGACACACAAACAGAGCCCGGAGGACAUGCUGGAGAAGCAACAGAUGCUGCUUCAUGAGGGUCGAUUGUGCAAGCAAGAGGUGCAAUUGCGCCUCUCCUAUGUCUAUGAUUGGUCAGCGCCACCCUCCCAGUGCUGCCAGCGCAAGGAGGGCAUUCCCUGAUGUCAUUGCCUCUCCGGACCCAGGUCAUGCUGCCUGGACAAUCUGGCCAAUUGUCUGGGGUGAGCCUGGUUUAUACAAUUACUGUUGAGGCCUUGGGACCUCAGUUCAUUUACUGAUGGUCAGAGGCAGCUAACAACAUCUAGUUUGUUCCUUGGAGGGUGUGCUCAUUCGUGGUCUGUGUAAGGCCUGCCCAGGGGGCAUCUUGUAUGGGUUUGUACAUUGCAUCUGCUCCCACACACCUCCAGCCAGUGUAAUGCCACCUAUCAGCCGUCUGGCCUGUGAGGGCAGGGGCCUUCGCCCUUGAUGAGUUUUAUAGUACUGCAUUCCGUCCCUACUUGCGCUGUGCAGCUCACUGCGCUUUUUCGCAGACUGUUGGAUUCAUCUUUGUAUUGCCAUCAAAGUGUUACUUGCCAAAAGUGUCAUUGUAUUGUUUGGACAAAGUUCCAUUCUGUUGUGUCUCCCGUUUUUAUCCUUUGUCAUGUACAAGUCUGAGAUUUGACUUGAUUUUCAAGUCAGCUAGCUUAGAGAGUAUUUUGUCUCUGAAGAUAGUUUGUUUAAAUGUAAUUCAGUUUGCUUGAAAACUAUUUAUAAAUAUUGUAAAUUUGUGUAGAUAAGAAUUUUAAGUUGAAAGCUUAACUUGUGUGGUGGUGCACAAUUUUAAUCCCAGCACUCGGGAGGCAGAGAUAGGCGGGUCUCUGAGUUCAAGGCCAGCCUGUUCUGUUGAGAGAGUUCCAGGACAGCCAGGGCUACACAGAAAAACCCUGUCUCAACCUCCACACCACCCAAAAAAUAAUUUGAGUAUGUGCAAGUCUUAAUUUUUUUUAACUUUUUAAGAAAAAUACUUUAAUGUCAAAACUUGUAUCUGUGUAUUAAUCUAUCAAUACCCUGAGUAGCCAACCAAUUGCUGGGCAUAUUUAAAACAUAGAAAAUUAUUUCAACUGUCCAUUUCUCUUUCAGGUCUCCUAAUAAGUCCCUUUGUUUUUGUUUUUGUUUUGUUUUUUUUUUCUGAAUAGACCACUUUUAAGGCUUUUCAGAGAGCAUGAGCCUAUGACUUUAAGGCACUCGGCAACUAGGAUGUCCACACAAAGUUUGUCUUUCAAAUAUGCUUGGUUUAUUCGCACAAACAUUCCUAACAAUAUCAUGUUAAUAUAUAAGUUAAACAGACGUCUCAA